GCGAGAGGGUUUCGGGGGAAGUCCCAUGGAUCGCUCCUCGCGCCGUCCGGCUGCCCCGUCGCCGGCUCCGCCGUCGUCGUUUCUUUCUCCGUCUCGGCUUCCGCCGUCGCCCCGCCCACCGUCGCCCCUUCCGGUCCCUCCGGUCCCUCCGGCCCCUCUGGCUCCCCCUCCUUCGAGGGGGUUCGCUGCUGGUCCCGACUCCUCUCCCCGCGGGGUCCUCCAACCGCCUCCUCUGCCUCCUCCAAAGUCGCCAGCGGGACCACCAGCCUCUGUCGGACACGGCGUCGUAUCGGGUCAGGGCGUGUCCGCGGGGUCUCCGCCCCCGCCGUUUCGUCCGAUGAAGCGUCACCGCGGGGGCGGGGUGACGGGCUCUCGGGCAGGGUCACCUCCGACCGUAGUGCCCGGCAGACGAAGGGACCGCUCUCCGCCACUCUCCGGUCGUCCUCAGGGGUCGGGUUUGCGGGUGGGGCGGGGUAUGCCGCCGACACCAGUGGAUGUGCUCGGCGAUCCGCCGCCGCUUCCUCGUCCGCCUGUCCGUCUGGCGUCGCCGCUCGCGUUCUCGCCAGCCACGCCGCGAGCGACGGCGGCCGAAGGCCGCCGGCGCGAGCGCCGCAGCAGGGACCGGAUGAAGAACUCAACUCGAAACUAAUUAAUGAACUCUAGGAUGGGUGGAAGAGCCUUAUAUACCAUGGGCUCUCUCUCUCUCUCUCUCUCUCUCUCUCUCUCUCUCUCUCUCUCUCUCUCUCUCUCUCUCCCUCUCUCUCUCUCGAACGGUCCUUCAUUGCUGGGAGAUCCUGGGUACAGGCGAGGCAUAUAAGGUAGGUACAAGCAUGCAUGGUAUUCCUGGUCUUGCUCCUAGUCCCCGGCUAUUCCCCGGCUAAUCCCUCUCUCUCUCUCUCUCUCUCUCUCUCUCUCUCUCUCUCUCUCUCUCUCUCUCUCUCUCUCUCUCUCUCUCUCUCUCUCUCUCUCUCUCUCUCUCAAGCGGUCCGUUUAUUGCUUGGAAAACUGGGUACAGGCUAGGUAGGCAAGGGGCAACAAGUCAAGGUACGUGCAUGUUUAAGGGCUCGAAUCUACUCAAGCUCCCCUAGGGGCUCUGCUAUGGCAAAGCAGUCCCCAGGUGCCAUGUCGGCGUCAGGGGUGCCCACUGG
Molecule: messenger RNA, 1148 nt
Organism: Closterium sp. NIES-67
Lineage: Eukaryota; Viridiplantae; Streptophyta; Zygnematophyceae; Desmidiales; Closteriaceae
Source: the annotation of a GenBank genome assembly